AUGGACGGCCCGAUACUACCAUCGCACCCUUCCAGUCAAGGAAGUGGAUCGACGCGCGGGGUUACAAAAAGGGGAGGAGGGUUGAGAGGAGGAGGGUCGAGCAGAGGGCAAGUGAAAGGGCGAGGUGGAGUCAAAUCAAGCACGGGCCGUCCAGACAAGCCCGUGACUUCUUGUGGACCUGAUGUCGGCGAAAAGAGAGGGAGAGAGGAAAGCGGCGACAGCAGUUACUCGAGCUCUGCAAAGAGGGCCAAGGGAGGACAGUUCAAGAUGCCGUUCAGCAACAAACUGGCUCAGGACAAAUCCAGGGAUAAUGUACUCACUCCAGACGAGUCCUUGGCUCAUGUGAUGGCCUCCAUGCCGGAGCACCCUCCCCGUCAGUCAGAAAGCCCCCAUCACCCCAGACAGUCAUCUUCGUCCAUGUCAUCUUUGGCGUCUCUAUCCAACCCAAGCCCAGUGGAAAUGUCAUAUAACAACGCCAUGAUCGACCCCCGUCUUGGAGCUGUUGAGCAGCCAUCUGGCCAGAGCAUGGGCCCACCACCACCUUACACCCCUGGCGCUGGCAACCCAGCCAAUCGAGGGCGUACGGUGGCCCUUGGUAUGCGCCCAACAACUCGUGCACCCACCGUUGUGCUGUCCUCGCGUGCGCCUUCCCUCGCUCCGGGUACGACGCGUCCGGCGGUGUCGCGUGCUUCUUCUGUCGCUCCAGGUGCUUCUCGCCCGGGGAUGGCGCGUGCGCCUUCUGUUGCUCCGGGUGCGACUCGUCCGGCGGUGUCGCGUGCUUCUUCUGUCGCUCCGGGUGCUUCUCGCCCGGGGAUGGCGCGUGCGCCUUCUGUCGCCCCGGGUGCUUCUCAUCUGGGGGUGGCACGUGCACCUUCUGUCGCUCCGGGAACCUUUCCUCAGCCUUUACGAAUCCCUCGUCAGAUCACAGAUCAAAUAAGCGGACAUUCAGCUGACCUGAUCAGAAUCUCAGACAACGUUCAGCGGCUCAACAGCGACGUCCACGCGGGUCAGGAAACAUCUGCAGCUAUGUUGGCCAGAAUCAGCGCACUUGAAGAGGAGCUCAAAAUAUCGAAGGAACUCAACCGGGUGAUGAAGCUGAGACUCAACACGACAGAAGACAAACUGCAGGUAGUCAAAGAUAACGUCGACGUCUUGAAGGAUAAGGUCCCGAAGGGAUCAGCAGGUGGAUCUGAAAACGAACUGAUGAACGGCAUCAGAAAAUGCUUCCUCAAGAAGCUCGGUCUCAACGAGGGCACGGAAAUCCACACGAUCGUGCCAUUACCCAAUGGCGAGUUCAAGAAAGACGGUCGCAUCGUUCCAAAUUUCACCAAGUCAUUCACCGCCAACAAGUCGUGGCACGCCGAGAUGAUCGACUACAUCGAUGAGAACCUCUGGCAACAUGUCAACGGAGGCAAAGAUACAUUGGCCGGCAAGUCCAAAAGCGAUUACACGAAGAGGUUGGGGUGUUCGUUCCGAAACUGGAAGAACUCGUACAUGGCUAAGCGAAAAGAAGGGGUUGCCGAGGGUCAGGUGGACGAGCAAGAGGAGUGGCUGCAAACACAGGAAAGUCGGCGAGGAGGUCGCAAAUGGCAGAAACGCACAAAACGGAACAACGGCCGCAAAAAUUCCGUCAUCCUAGCGAAAUCAGACUUCGACAUCUUAGCAAGCGUUCAAAUUCACAGUGAAGAGGAAAGCGACGCACCUAGCAGCCUGCCUACUGUGCAGAACCAGAAUGGGAACGAGCGCGUUAUCGAUAGCGGCGACGAAGGACCGGUUAAAGUGAAGCGUCAGCGAUACAAAGCAGAGGGUCCGUUGAAGGUUCGGAGGGCGACGUGGGAGUCUCAGGCGUUGAUAGCUCUCAAGAUCAAGGCAAGUCGCCUUGGUAAAUCCUCUAAAAGAAAAGGAAUUGCUCCGCAGCAGCGACUUCGUGGACAGCCGCGUAACGUCGAGCUCCCGCGUCUUCCCAGCGGUAAAAAGAUCCCAGCUUGGGCUCUAUCCCAAACGUACAUCGACGACAACGAGCUUCUACCGACCGAUACGAGGAUCGAUUGGACUAAGGACGAGUGCCCUGCCUUCUGGGAGCAAGGCGAUCCGUUUGAGGAGACUGAUACCCUCGAAAACGCUCCAGGUGUGGCCAACGACGACGACUGGGGCGCUUACGACGAUGGAGAGGAUGGCGACGAGAACGGGCUGUACGCCCAGGAACAGUAUCAGGAGGAGUAUCAGGAGGAGUAUCAGGAGGAACAUCAAGGUGAAGAAGAUGACGAGGAGGACUACCAGGAGACGCAACAAGACGAGAAGCCAGAUGAGCAGGAUGAGGGCGAGGGAGAGGGCGAGCAGGAGCAGCAGGAGCAGCAGGAUGAGGGCGAUGGCGAGCAAGAAGGCGAGGACGAGGACGAAGAGAUGUACAAUGAAGAAGAACACGAUGGCAUCGGCAAUGAGACCGAGGCUGAGUGA
Coniophora puteana RWD-64-598 SS2 is the source of this 2457-nucleotide messenger RNA. RefSeq lists its product as uncharacterized. The record is from RefSeq and is a predicted model, not a curated record. The coding region runs from base 1 to 2457 and encodes 818 amino acids. NCBI's taxonomy places the organism in Eukaryota, Fungi, Basidiomycota, Agaricomycetes, Boletales, Coniophoraceae. The transcript has 3 exons.